AUGUCUGUGUCAGCGAUCUUUGGCACCGGAAUCGCCACAGUCGGUUGUUCCCCGGCUCUCCGCCAGUUUCAAGUUCCGAAACUGGGAAACGGAGGAGGAGUGGGAGGAGGAUUGGGGAUGGUGAUAGAGUGUUCGUCGAGGCCGCAGAAGAAAUCGACGGCUCAUCACAGGAAGACGAGGCCGAAGAAGACGCAGCCUUGGGACAUUAAGAGGAAGCCCACCGUUUACGCUCCUCUUCCUCCUCUCCCGCCGGAUUGGUCUCCUCUCGCUCUUUCUUCCGACGACGCUGGUGUCACUAGCGCCACCGCCGGGGAUUUGGUUUCAGGCGGUGCCGCCUAGUUAUGAGAUAUGUACUGGUCGGGUGUUGGAACCUAGUUGAGAACUUAUGUUGCUGUCCGUUUCUGUCAGUGUGUUUCUGUUUUCAUGAUGUCUGUUUCCUCUUAUCAACUUUGUGUUUGAACGGUGAAUGAAUGUACCAAACUGCUAAAUUUUAAAGCUUCAAGCUUUUUCCUCUGUU
Brassica napus (rape) is the source of this 517-nucleotide messenger RNA. Its product is annotated as 50S ribosomal protein 6, chloroplastic. NCBI's taxonomy places the organism in Eukaryota, Viridiplantae, Streptophyta, Magnoliopsida, Brassicales, Brassicaceae. Gene Ontology annotation, cellular component: ribosome; chloroplast. The record is from RefSeq and is a predicted model, not a curated record. Gene Ontology annotation, biological process: translation. Gene Ontology annotation, molecular function: rRNA binding; structural constituent of ribosome. Bases 1 to 339 code for a protein of 112 amino acids. The transcript has a single exon.